CAAAAAGUCUCGAGACAAAAAACCUUUGAUUCAGACAGUCAGUGGCCGCUGAGAGAUCAAACAAAGACAACCUGCCAUUAGAGAAUUCAUUGUUUUUCAGCUUGGCAACUCGGAUCAGCAGAACAUUUAGCAUUUAAGCUCCAGCUGAGAGUUCAAAGCACGAGACUCCCCAUUUAGGUUGAAGUUUUUUAUGAUCAGAUGAUACUUGAAAGAUUUCUUGGAAGCAUGCUUCUGGUUCUAAUUGGCAUGUUUGCCAAUGUGCUAGGUGCAUUUGUUGGGAUAAAUAUAGGUACUGAUGUUUCUAGCAUGCCGUCAGCUUCAGAUGUGGUUGCUGUUGUCAAAGCCCAUCAAAUUACUCACAUACGACUUUAUGAUGCUGACUCUCACAUGCUGAAAGCCCUGGCAGACAGUGGAAUUGAAGUUACUGUUGGCGUGACAAAUGAAGAAGUCCUGGGAAUUGGAGAAUCAGCAUCAGCAGCAGCAGCCUGGAUCAACAAAAAUGUAGCAUCCUAUGUGCCUUCAACCAACAUUACAGCCAUUGCUGUUGGCAGUGAGGUUCUUACCUCAAUCCCUCAUGCUGCCCCAGUUUUAGUUACUGCUAUGAAUAACCUCCACAAAGCUCUUGUGGCUUCUAAUCUAAAUUCUCUGGUUAAAGUUUCAAGCCCCCAAUCAAUGGACAUCAUCCCCAAGCCUUUCCCCCCUUCUACUGCUGCCUUUAAUUCCUCGUCAAACUCUACAAUAUACCAGCUUCUUCAGUUUUUGAAGAAUACUAACUCCUAUUACAUGUUAAAUGCUUAUCCCUAUUAUGGUUACACUAAUGGAAAUGGCAUUUUUCCAAUUGAUUAUGCUCUUUUCAAACCCCUCCCCUCUGUUAAACAAAUUGUUGACCCAAACACUCUCUUCCACUAUAACAGCAUGUUUGAUGCAAUGGUUGAUGCAACCUAUUAUUCUAUGGAUGCUCUCAAUUUUUCUGGGAUCCCUAUUGUUGUCACAGAAACAGGAUGGCCUUGGCAAGGUGGAUCCAAUGAACCUGAUGCCACUGUUCAAAAUGCUGAGACCUUUAUUAAUAAUUUGAUCCGCCGAGUUUCCAAUAAUUCAGGUCCACCUAGUCAACCAACUAUUCCCAUCAAUACAUACAUUUAUGAAUUGUUUAAUGAAGACAAGAGAACUGGGCCUGUCUCUGAGCAAAACUGGGGGGUGCUUUUUACAAAUGGCACUGCUGUUUUUCCUCUGAGUUUGAGUGGUUCUAGUCAGAUUACAGGAAAUUCUACUACAGUUUUCUGUGUGGCAAAAGACGAUGCUACUGAAGAUAAGUUGCAAGAUGGGCUUAACUGGGCAUGUGGGCAAGGCCAGGCCAAUUGCAGUGCUAUACAAUCAGGGCAGGUAUGCUAUCUGCCAAAUAACCUCAAGAACCACGCAUCUUAUGCUUACAAUGAUUAUUAUCAAAAAAUGCAUAGUGUUGGUGGGACAUGUGAUUUUGAUGGGACAGCCACAACUACUACUAAUAAUCCAAGUUAUGGGUCCUGUAUAUUUACCGGAAGUUCUAAUUCAAGCACGGGUGGAGGGAUUUCGCCUCCUGUAGCAUUUGGUCCUAUAAGUCCUUUGGGAGAGAGUGCGAAGCUUCCUGUGUCCAAGGCUCAAUUGCUAAUCGCAGCAGCUUGUCUUGUCGUGGUGUUGCUAUAACAUUGGAUUUACACCUUGUUGGCGGGAUCAAAGUGGUGCCGAAGAUCACAAUGAGAAGAAGAAAUCCACAAAGCUCAAUGAUAAGUUAUGGUUGUUUUAAUCUUAAUUCAUGGUGGUAUUCACUUGUCCAUCAUUACCAAUUUUGCUUAAGUUUAAGUUGGUUGAUCCUAUUGUUUCAGUUAUCGGGUGCCUUCUGGGGUUCAUUGCAUUUGUAUGAUCUUUGAAGUGGUAGCAGUAGCCAUUCUAGCCUUGAUUUAUUUGGGACUUAAGUAAACUUGGAUUUGUUAGUUGACAUUCACAAUCUAAAUGCAAUUCUGUCUAAUCCUAUUUCGCCUGUU
Messenger RNA from Durio zibethinus, 2021 nucleotides. RefSeq names its product glucan endo-1,3-beta-glucosidase 4-like. Lineage: Eukaryota; Viridiplantae; Streptophyta; Magnoliopsida; Malvales; Malvaceae. Gene Ontology annotation, molecular function: hydrolase activity, hydrolyzing O-glycosyl compounds. The record is from RefSeq and is a predicted model, not a curated record. Gene Ontology annotation, biological process: carbohydrate metabolic process.